CAAAUUUUUUUCUACAAGGGUAGAAAUAUGACACCAGCUCCUCUUCUGCCAACUCUGAGCCUGGGCUCUUUUCUCAAACGACUCCGUCUUUGCUUUGCACAUUAACAUCAAAUAUCAAGCGCUUGAACAAAAUACAUCUGGCCUUUUAACACGUGGAUCUCGCGCAGCAACAGUUCUUCAAGACCCCCAAAACAACAAACCGGCUAGUGUUUUAUAUAGAGAAAACUAAACAGACACUUUGGAAGUUUUUUUUUUUUUUUUCUCUCUCUGUGGUGUUUUCCCUGGACAUCGGCUUUCUGUGCAGUACAUUUUGGGAAUAGCGCGUUUUCAUCUUAUCUCAAGCUUGGAGUUACUGUUUUCAGACUGAUGCGAGUAAGGACUGCGUCAACAUCCGCAAAACUCCUUUGUGUGCAUCCUUCCCUCAGGAUCUCAGCAACAGCUCUUUUUAGGGGAUAAUGUGAAUGGUCGUCUGCUUUCUUGAGGAUUGGUGUUUUUGCGAUAAGAAACGAUGGCGCGUUCAGUAGUACAAAUGUGUCUCGGCGUACUUUUCUUUGGACUUUUGUUGUUCACGCUUCCAUCUGCGAGAGCGCAAGAAGAUGUGGAGGAGGAGAGAUCAUGUCAGGGCGCUUUUGACUUGUAUUUUGUCCUUGACAAGUCAGGAAGCGUCAAAAACCACUGGCAUGAAAUCUACAACUUUGUCGAACAUUUGGCUGAGAAAUUCACCAGCCCAAUGCUGCGAAUGUCCUUCAUCGUGUUCUCAACCAGAGGAAACACAAUCAUGAGACUCACGGAAAACAGGGAGACCAUAAGAAAAGGCCUUAAUGCUCUCAGACGAGAGAUCCCAGGCGGAGAUACAUUUAUGCAUCUUGGUCUAGAAAGGGCAAAUGAGCAAAUACACCAGGAAAACUUUGGAACUGCAAGUGUCAUAAUAGCACUGACGGACGGCGAGCUUCAGGAACAUCAGCUGAUAGCAGCUCAACAGGAGGCAGCACGAGCUCGGACAUUGGGUGCAAUCGUGUAUUGUGUCGGCGUGAAGGACUUCAAUGAAACACAGCUGGCUACCAUAGCGGACACCAGUAAGCAUGUGUUUCCGGUCUUGGGAGGAUUCCAGGCGCUGAGAGGAAUGAUUGACUCGAUAAUCAAAAAGUCUUGCAUCGAGAUCUUGGCAGCGGAGCCAUCCAGCGUAUGUGCAGGAGAGUCGUUUCAGGUGGUGGUGAGAGGGAACGGGUUUCGACACGCCAGAAACAUUGACCAGGUUCUGUGCAGCUUCAAAAUCAACGACACAGUCACGCUCAACGAGAAGCCUGCGAGUGUCGAAGACACGUUCUUGCUGUGCCCUGCGCCUGUUAUUGAUGAAGUUGGAAAGGUGGUGUACCUGCAAGUCAGCAUGAACGAGGGUCUGUCGUUCAUCACCAGCUCCGUUCACAUCACUACAACGGAGUGUUUUGAUGGCACCAUCCUCCUGAUCACCCUGUUGGUGCUGUUUCUAUUGCUGGCUCUGCUGUUCAUGUGGUGGUUCUGGCCACUUUGCUGCACUGUAGUGAUCAAGGAACCCCCACCUCCUCCACCUCCAGAGCCAGAGUCAGAUGAUGAUGACGGGAUGCCAAAGAAGAAAUGGCCCACGGUGGACGCCUCGUAUUACGGCGGUCGAGGAGUCGGAGGAAUUAAACGAAUGGAGGUUCGCUGGGGAGGGAAAGGCUCUACCGAGGAGGGAGCCAAGCUGGAAAAACCCAAAAACGCUGUCAUAAAGAUGCCCGAGCAGGAGUUUGAACCCUUUGAACCCAAACCCAAAAAACCAAACAGGAAGCCAGCUCAAAACAGGAAGUGGUAUUCUCCCAUUAGGGGUAAACUCGACGCGAUCCUGGCUCUUUUCCGACGUGGAUAUGAUCAAGUUUCACUUAUGAGGCCACAACCGGGAGAUCAUGGUCGAUGCAUCAACUUCCAACGAGUCAAAGAGGAGGCGGCGGCGGCCAAAGCUCCUCCUCGAGCUCAGAGCCCAGCUCCACCUCCUCCAGACUACGAGCCCGUCCCCAGCGCCGACAGCGCGCCUCUGAACCGAGGGCCGCCGCUGCCCCAGCCUCCGCCCGGACCUCCGCCCGCCCGCAUCCCACCCGGUCCCCCGCCGGCCCGAGCCCCGCCGAGACCCUGAGAGAUACACCCAGCCCCUCAGUGCAAUCCAUCCUACGGCCAAACCACCGAGCUUAACAAAAGUGCACUUCCAGAGUGUACUUAAAGUGCUCCAUUUCCGCGCACUAAUUUUUAUACGUAAUAUACUAAAAAUGAUUCUUUAGUACUUUUAAGAUAAACUUAAGAUCAACUAAGUGUACUCAACUCUGCUAUUUUGGUACACCGUGAAUAUGAAGUCAAUUAGCAGAUGCUUUUAUCCAAAGCGACAAUAGAAGCAAUCAAAAUCAACAAAAGAGCAAUAAAAUGCAAGUGCUAUGACAAGUCUCAGUUAGCCCAAUGCAGUACAGGUAGCAAGUUUAUAUAUAUAUAUAACAAGCAGUUAUGAGUGCAAGUGAUAGAGGGUCAAGUGUUUUGUUUUUUGUUUUUUGUUAAGAAAACAGAUUAAAUAGAGUUAGAAUAGAGAGUGCAAGAGUUAGAGGGUCAAAUAAAGAUGGAAGAGAUGUGUUUUUAGCCGAUUCUUGAAGAUGGCUAAGGACCCACCAUCCAUUGCGUUUAAAGCAGCUUUUGUCCUCGGUGCACUUCUGCAGAGUUUUUCAGGACGUUUUGAAGGUAGCUUUCUUGAAGACACAGUUCUUCUGGAUUUAGUCUCAGUUUGUUCUGGUUCUUCAUGUCAUUCCAGACAGACUGAUGAUGAUCAGAUCAGACAAAAAUCUCACUGGAUUAUUACAGUUAAUGGCAAAAUGAAUGUUUGGAAAUGUAAACUGAUAUUACCUUCUGACAGUCGACCACUCGUAGUACACUUGAACCAUCUUUCAUACACUUGCAAGCAAGUGUACUACAACUAAAUACAUUGUUUAAAUACAGAGAUAGUAUUGUUAAAAGCAUAUUUUAGUUCAUAUUCACGGUGUCCCAAAAUAUUUGAAUACACUUAGUUUAUCUUAAGAAGUACUAGCGAAUAAUUUUUAGUAUAUUAAGUACAAAAUGAAUGCACGGAAAUAAAGCACUUUAAGUACAUUAUAGAAGUGUACUUUUUUUUUAACCUGGGAAACCAAAAAACCCACGUGCUAUUUAUCGCUCAGCUUCGAUUAGGAUGUGCUGUGUCGUUUGUUGCUGGACAGCAAAAAAAAUGUAAGAAAAGCAAAAAGAAGUAACUGUCGUGACAAAAAUUCAACUACUGAGUUUUCCGUACGCAGAUUAAGAGAGACCGUUUUUAGCUUUGUGCUCCUUUUCAUCGUUCCCGUUGCGUUCAUGUACAGAGUGUUUUAAAGCACAUAUGAAUCCUAUGAGCUUCUGAUAUCAUGCCAAAAUGUCCCAAGUAACCAGUAUUAGAUGCUAUGUUAUAUUGUUAGUGCCUCUCGAGUAUUUUGAUUUUUUUAUGCAGUGUUGAGUCACAGAUUUUACAGUCGUUGAGUUACAGGUUCUCUCAGGUGAGUCUCUGAUCCUGUACGAGGGGAAAAUCGUCGCAUGUCAAAAUGUAAGAGGAAUGCAAGUGAUGAACGCGGAAAGGCAGGGUUGGAUCGUUUACUGUAGAUUAUUGUCUUAGUAUGUCACAAGUUUCUUCGUUUAGGCGCAGCUGAUGUGCAGGGUUUGUCUUGAAUCACGCAGUUGCUGGAAUUCUGACAGAUUCUCGAAGGUGCAAAAGUGGGAUUUAAGAACGGUUUCGAUUUUAUCACGGAUCUUUAUCUGCACUGAAAAAAUGGUAACCUUUUAAUGGUUUUGUUCAAAUCACUAAAUAGUGUUUAGCAUCACUGAAUCAACCUAAAUGCAUGCAUUUAUACCAACAAAAGUCAUUUUUAUGGGGUAAAAAUUGCUCUUUAAGGUAACAAUUUCUGGUUACCACUUUUUACAGUGUGGGUGAAUGUCAAGAAAAUAUGUCCAGGUCACAUUUCACACCAAAAUUAAAAGAAAGAAAGAUUUUUUUCUAUUACGACAUUAUUUUCAUGUCUGUUAAGAGCAUUUAAGCCCAAAAUUCUCAUUACCGUAUUGCAUCAAGGAUAAUUUUUUGUAAUUACCAUUAUUCUCAAUAGUGUUUUUUUAUUAGAUUAUCAGUAUCGUGAUACAAUAUUUUUAGUGAAUGUAUAAUGUAUAAAUAAACUGAAACUUGCAUCAUUAUAUUUUAUUUGCAGCAUUUCGUAAUGAUUAAAGUUGGAGUAGUGUACAGGGUUUAUACAUUUUUUUGAGCUUAUGUUGGACUUUUAUCCGACACAAAUGACGAGACUAUAAUAAAUGUAAGAAAUAUGUAUGCAAUUAGAAAUGUAAAAAAAAAGGUAAUUACAAAUCUUUAUCUUAAAAUUUGGACUCUGGAUAAAAAAUAAUAAUAAUAAUUGCGAAUUGUGAAAUUCAGAGUUUCUGAGACUUUUUCUCUCAGAUUUUAGAUUUAUUUUUUGUUUGUUUUGUUUCCGUAUUUGCAACUUUUUAUCUUACUAUUCCCACUUUUUUUCUCUGAAUUGCGAUAUAUCUCACAAUUCCAACUUUAUAUCUCACAAGUUUCUGUGAUUCUGACUCUAUACUGUCUAGAAAGAUAGAAUUGUGAGAUAUGAAUUCAGAACUGUGAGUUAAAAACUCGCAGUUUUUAUUUUUUUUAUCUUGUGGCAGAAACAAGCUUCCAUAAAUAUAUAAUACAGUAUUUAUAUCUGCAUAUAUUGAAGGAAGUACAACAAAUAUUACUAUGAUGUAUAAAUACUAAAUAUAAUGUUUGUUUUUUUUUAAUUAUCAUUAUAACAUUAAAAUAAUGUUUGUGUGUGUGUGUGUGUUUUUAUUAUUUUUUUUAUUUUUGCAUUACGGUAAUGAGAAUAAGGGGAGUUUCCGAAAUGCUAAAUGUCUGAAAGAUAGACUUCUUUUUCGCCGAGUAAUUUUUUCUUCUGAUGCAGGCAUGUUCUUGAUGGGUUUCAUGAGAUCAGGUUCGUUUAUUGUAAAGGUUGAACCUCUAAAUGCAAAGUCAGGUCAGUUCUCGUCAUGUUUUCUGUAUUCCGCAGCUGUACUGUACGUAUGUUGAUAUUCAUCUUGUUUCCUUUGCAUUUCAUCAUCAAACAUAUUGCAACUGCAGGGCAGUUCACAGCAUUUAAUUUAUUAUCCCCACGCCUAAAGGAAGGUACUUGAAUAUGACAAGGUGUCCUCUGUUACAAACAGGACACUGUGCAUGAAACCAAAAAACAUUAAAAUCAAAAAAAUCACUUCGCCUCAGAUAACAGCCAGUGCCUUCUGUGUGUCUUCUUUUUUAAUUUUUUAUACGUCAUCCAAGUAUGAUACAGUAGCACUGUUUAUACUUUCGUUGUAUUAAAGAAAGAUUGGUGCAUGAAUUUUGUUUUCCCGUUCUCCCCAUUCUGUCAUGAAAGUCAAAUAGUGCUCCGCUGUGAACAAGCAAAAACUUUCAUCUCACCCGGUUAUUAAAAUGAGGUAUAAUAUGGACCAAACCAAAGCUAUUGAUGGCGACAGCUGCAGAAUGAUGCUAUAGGUUUGUGCUUUUGUUUGGAUUUGUGUUGUUUUAUUUGCUUGUGGCAAACAUUGUGAUCUGUACUAUUCCACAAAAAAAAGUUGAUACCAGAACUAUAAAUCACAAUUAUAUUGUGUUACGAUGUAGUAAGUGUAUUAACAACAAUACUGAUGCAUCUAUUGAAAGGCUCAUAAAGUUUACUUUUUUCACAGUAUUAAUAAAGGUCGACUUUCAAGCUUUUACUGCA
Messenger RNA from Onychostoma macrolepis, 5807 nucleotides. RefSeq names its product ANTXR cell adhesion molecule 1c (gene antxr1c). Gene Ontology annotation, molecular function: signaling receptor activity. The record is from RefSeq and is a predicted model, not a curated record. Bases 509 to 2149 code for a protein of 546 amino acids. Gene Ontology annotation, cellular component: membrane. The transcript has 18 exons. Lineage: Eukaryota; Metazoa; Chordata; Actinopteri; Cypriniformes; Cyprinidae.